AUGCUUAUGGACCACCUCUUUCAAAUAACCUGGUUGCUGAGUGCUGUCGCCGGGCUGGAGACAAGGUGGUUUCAGCAACCUCUUGAUCACGACAGCAAUUCCUCUGCUACGUUUGCGCAGCGAUACUUGGUGGAUGACUCGGAGGCUGAUGACGAUGGCCCCGUGCUUUUCUUCUGCGGCAACGAAGGUGACGUGGAGGUCUUCGCAGACUUCAGCAAGUUCCUGAAAGAGGCUGCAGCCUCCUUGCGGGGCAAGCUGGUCUUUGCAGAGCACCGCUUCUACGGCAAGAGCCUGCCCUUUGGCACCGAUUUCGACAAGGAGCACGUCAGGUUCCUGACGGUUGAGCAAACCCUGGCGGACUAUGCUCAACUGAUUACGUCCCUGAACGCCGACAUGCAGCGCAAAGUCGUUGUCUUUGGUGGAUCCUAUGGCGGAAUGCUGAGCAGCUGGAUGAGAGCCAAGUACCCGUCUCUCGUCUUCGCCGCCGUAGCGUCCUCAGCACCUCUGCACUUCGACCGCGUCGGAUCCUUCUUCAGAUUGGUGACAGAUGCUGCGGAGGAAAUGGACCCAGGCUGUGCUGGCCGGGUGCGCACGGGCUUUGCUGCCCUCAAGGCAGCGAGUCCUCGAUCGCUGCAGCGUGCGUUUGGGCUGUGUCGCCCACCUUUGGACUUGGACGAGCUCGUUCUCUGGGCUCGGAACGCCUUUGUAACCGUCGCCAUGGGCAACUACCCUUACGCAGGGGACCUCUUUGGAAAAGGCUUGGAGGCCUGGCCGCUCCGCGCGGCCUGCCGAAGCCUCCGCGAGCCCCUGGAGCCCCUGGAGUCGCUGGCAGCGGCCGUGGGCUCCUACUACAACGCCACAGGCGAUGUUCACUGCCACAACAUCAGCCAUGAGUACCGGGACUGCGCCGAUCAGACCGGCUGUGGUACAGCCGACUCCCCAUGGGGCCGAUCGUGGGACAUUGAAGCAUGCCGGCAGAUCGUGUAUUAUACGCCUACCGACAAUGUGAGCGACAUGUUUCCGCCUAGAGCCUGGGGCCUGGCAGAGCUCUCGCGCUACUGCCAGAGAACGUGGGGACUGCAGCCGCAGCCGAACUGGUUCUUGCCAUGGAUGUCAUCUGUGAGCAACAGCAGCCGCAUCGUCUUCACCAACGGCCUGCUUGAUCCGUGGCGUGGCGGCGGGGUGUUGCACUCUCUUUCCAGCACGCUGGUGUCGCUGCAGAUACCAGGGGCUGCCCACAUCUACGAUUUGGCCGGCAGCCACAAGGACGAUGUUCCUGCCGUCCGGAUCGCCAGGCAGACCGUGCUGAAUCUGCUCCGGAUGUGGUUGGACACCCCUCAGACUCGUCCUGAGCACUGGGUGGUGUAA
Molecule: messenger RNA, 1368 nt
Organism: Symbiodinium natans
Lineage: Eukaryota; Dinophyceae; Suessiales; Symbiodiniaceae
Source: the annotation of a GenBank genome assembly